Messenger RNA from Exophiala spinifera, 1053 nucleotides. RefSeq lists its product as uncharacterized. The record is from RefSeq and is a predicted model, not a curated record. Bases 1 to 1053 code for a protein of 350 amino acids. NCBI's taxonomy places the organism in Eukaryota, Fungi, Ascomycota, Eurotiomycetes, Chaetothyriales, Herpotrichiellaceae. The transcript is spliced from 2 exons.
AUGCCGCUCACCGCAGCUGAGGUUCUCGCGCAUCCUGCGUACAACACUGUACAUUGGGACUUGCCGCCUGCGAAGCAAGGGAAGUGUGCUGUCGCGAACGGUCGCGCCGGAGGACCUUUCAACAUCAACUACGAAGUACACGGGACCGGCGAUGUCAAGCUUGUGUGGAUAAUGGGCCUCGGAGCCUACCGAACAGCAUGGAAACGGCAAACCAAGUACUUUGGCCACGAGCGGUCGUCACGGUACUCGUCCCUCGUCUUCGACAACAGAGGCAUGGGCCUCUCGGACAAACCGAGCUGUCGCUACUCGACGACCGAAAUGGCAAAGGACGUACUCGACCUGCUCCGUCAUCUGGGCUGGCUCCCACAACAGGCGGAUUCGACAUCGACACCGACCACCUCCCCUGCCGGACACGACGAGAGAAAUCUACACAUAAUCGGCGUCAGCAUGGGCGGCAUGAUCGCGCAGGAAGUCGGCCUGCUCGUCCCCUCGCACGUCGCGUCGCUGAGCCUGGUGUCGACGGCGCCUCGGCUCGUGCGCACGAUCCCCUUCAUCGAGAACCUCAGACAGCGCAUCAACAUGUUCAUCCCGCGCGACAUCGACGUGCAGCUCGACGAGGUCGCCCACCGCCUGUUCUCGGACGACUUCCUCGCGCUGCCGGACACCGAGCAACCGCCCGGCUCGGGCCUGAAUUACCCUACGAACCGCGACCGGUUCGCGGCGGGCGAACUGGACAAGCGCCGCGACAAGGAGGGCUUCACGAGGAAAGGCUUCAUGUUGCAGGCUAUAGCGGCCGGGUGGCACCACAAGAGCACGGCUCAGAUCGCCCGGUUAGGGGACGAAGUCGGCAGAGAGCGUAUCGCCGUGCUGCACGGCACCGCGGAUCGGAUGAUUACGUUUUAUCAUGCGGAGUUGUUGAAGGAUGAGCUGGGCCAGGGAAUCGAGUACAAGGUCUGGAAGGGAAAGGGGCAUGUCCUGAUGUGGGAGGAAGAGGAUGAGUUUAAUGGCUUCCUAGAGGAGUUCUUCGCGCGGUGUGAUGGACUCGGACGUUAG